Messenger RNA from Hippocampus comes (tiger tail seahorse), 2427 nucleotides. Its product is annotated as rho GTPase-activating protein 24-like. Gene Ontology annotation, biological process: activation of GTPase activity; negative regulation of Rac protein signal transduction; wound healing, spreading of epidermal cells. Gene Ontology annotation, molecular function: GTPase activator activity. The transcript has 11 exons. Gene Ontology annotation, cellular component: focal adhesion. The record is from RefSeq and is a predicted model, not a curated record. Lineage: Eukaryota; Metazoa; Chordata; Actinopteri; Syngnathiformes; Syngnathidae. The annotation marks the transcript as partial.
CACGCCUUCGGGGUCUCUACUUUCCAUGCUAAGCCUGAUGAGUUCCACAGCGGAAUAUUCUCCUGCAUCCUCCGCAAAAGGAGCCAAUAUCGGCCACCAUCCCUUGCCCUGGCCAGGUGGUGGGCCCGCAGUUUAUCUUCUAUGCAGACUACACCUUGGACCGGUCAGAUGUGGUCACCACACCCUGAACUGGUCACCAGGACACACUGAGUCGGAAGUGAUUCAAUGCGGGUCAGCAACGUGAACCAUUCCAUCUUUUCCAGAAUCACCCAUCUCUCCAGUUGUUAUUGGGUGAUGGUCAGGGUAGGGGUUGAAGUCUCUUCCACUUAGUGGCCCACAAGACGGGUUGCCAGUCAAUCCCAGGAUGCAUCGAGAGGGAAUUGAUCCCGUGGCUAGCUGAAGAAGUCAUCGACAUGAACCACGAUAACAGCCCAGAUUGGAAUCUCUUCAUGUUCCACCAGGAAGGGGAGUGCAUACAGCCGGAGGCGGCGCACUUUCAAGCAACUUCACUUUAAAAACGGCUCAACUUUCUAUUGUCUGCACUUGAGCAUCUACAAUUACUGUUACUGCGGCAACCGGCGAGCAAAGUGAGAGCGGGAGUGUUGCAGCAUGGGACUCAGCUGCUUCAAGUCCUGGAAACAUGACAGAACGGGCCUCAAAGGGAACAGAGACGUGUUGGCCAGCCCGGGCUCGUAUUUCUUCCUGUCCAAUAGCGCCGGCCAGGGGGACGAGUGGCUGAAAAGCCUCAACAAGUCUGGAGUCUGGAUUCCCUUCACAGGUGUGUUCGGUCAGCGUCUGGAGGAGACGGUGCUGUACGAGCGUCGUUACGGCGUACGCUCGGUUCCCCUGGUGGUGGAGCAGUGUGUGGCCUUCAUACGAGAGCGGGGCCUCCAGGAGGUGGGCUUGUUUCGUCAGCCGGGACGGGCGAGCUUGGUGAGGGAGCUGCAGGAGGCCUUUGAUGCAGGCGAAAGGCCUUCCUUCGACAGUAAUACAGAUGUCCACACGGUGGCGUCGCUGCUGAAGCUCUACUUGCGACAGCUGCCGGAGCCUUUGAUUCCUUUCAGUCACUACCAGGACUUCCUGCUCAGUGGCCAAAAGCUUUCGAGCGACCGCACGCAGGGCUUGGGGGAGUUGAGGAAUCUUCUUCAGGAGCUACCUGUGGCCAAUUUCAACCUUCUUAAGUUUAUAUGCCAAUUUCUCAACGAGGUACAGAGUCACUCAAAAGGGAACAAGAUGAGCUGCCAGAAUUUAGCCACAGUCUUUGGACCAAACAUUCUUCGGGCCAAAGCAGAGGACCCGGAAAGCAUCAUGGGAGGUGCAGCGCAAGUUCAAGGGCUGAUGUUGGAGCUGAUCAGAGAGCACCAGUCCCUGUUUCCCAGAGUUCCUGCGUAUACUGCCAGAGGGUUUCGCGCUUCGCCCGGUGCUCUCAGACGACCGCAUCUGCACCAGCCGCCCUGCCUUCGCCAGAUGUCGCUACCGCUUAUUGCAGAGCGGUGCAGAGAGCCGGGACACGCUACUAGCUUUAUCCCCUCAGCUGCAGCCACGUCAGAGGUAACCUCAGACAACAAGACUUUCCUUGGCCAUCGCUACACCUCGUCGCAUCCGGAAAACUGCUUCUACCCGCUACCUUCCUCAAGUCAGCCCCUGCACAACCACGGCCAGGAGAAGACGAGAGAUCUACAUCAGUGCCUAACCACCGGUGGAUCAUCCCCCGCAAAUGUUUGUAGCUGGAUGGAGGUCUGGACCAGUCUGGGAGAGGCAGGCGACAGAGGUGGCAAAACAGUGGCAGGCGAGCACCUGUGGAGUUCCAGCGCCACCCAGAUCGCAGGGGCAGAAGGCGAGGGUCCCCAAGCGGCCGGCGGAGGCGGCAGUGAGGUGCAGGAAGACAGCACCCCAUCGGAUUAUGACAACCUGAACAGAGCGCCUUCUCGUCAGACCAUGGAGGAUGUCGCCGGUGAACAUUUCGACCCCAACGGUGAGGGCAACUCCGGCGAGGAAUCAGAGGAGGCGUGGCAGACCGUAGACGACUCCUCGUCGUGGUCCUCCUGCGAGGUUUUACAGCCGGACCAGGGCAGCGAUCCCGAGGGUCGAGUUGGUCCUGACUUGAAACCGAUGAGAUCCCCCUCGAGUCAAGCUGCAGAAGAUGACAAACACCUCGACGGUGACACGGAAAGUGACCUUGACGGAGGACGCCAUCUGAACACGCCGACAUCCGGCUCGAUCCUCAGCCCCCUCAGCACCGGCAGCUCAGAGGUGUUCCUCCCGUCUGGCCCUCCGGAACCUUCAGCAUCCGAGCCCGAUGAUGCUGAGUCGCUCCUGACUGAACUUCGACAGCAGAUGGCCCAGCAGAGGAGCGAGUACCAGGCUAGGAUACACAGGUUAGAGCGCUGCAACGACGCCCUUGAGCGGCAGGUGGCCGCACUGCGC